AUGGCUGCACCCGAGCAGCCGGCGCCGGCCGAGCUCGCCCCGAGCACUUUGAGGGCGGGGCAAGUGGCCGCGGCGAGGGCGGCACUGAUGUGGAAAUCAUCAGGGACCCCUAGCGCCUCUGAUGAGAGGGCUCGCAGGGGACCCAACACUCGGCCGUCAUCCAGCCAGGCCGCGGAACCCCUCCCGGACGUGGUUGGGAGCACCCGGGAGGUGAUCGAGCGGCUGGAGGCGACCGUGGCGGCGGAGCGAGCAGAGCUCGAGAGGGACCACGCCGCCCUCAUCGAGGAGAGGGGGCGCCUAGAAGAGGUUGGCCGGCUCCUGGAGGCCCGCAUCGCCUCGGCCUGCGCAAGCCACGAGAGGGCGAUGCGCGCGAUGGCCGAGGAGCGGGAGGCCCUGGAGGAGGUGCACGAUGAGGCUGUCGCUGCGCAGGAGGAGGCCAGCCGCUUGGAGCAGGCGUCGCGGCGGCAGGCCGUGGAGCUCCUUGCUCGGGAGCGGCUGGUCCGUGCUCGGGAGGAUGCCAUCAGGCAGCGCGAGAAGUCUGUGGAGACCGCCCAGGCAGACUUAGCCCGCCGGAAUGAUGAACUUGAGCGUGGUCGCACCGAAGUCCACCGUCGGGAGGAAGAGGUCGCGAUCCGCGAGACUGAUGUUGAAAUCACGGUGACGGCUCAGGACGCCCAGGAGGAGCAGAUUACUCGGUGCGAAGCGGAGGCUGCCUCGGCGUCGGUGGCCCUAACUGCUUGGGAGGAGCAGGCCGCCAAAUGGGAGACCGAGCUGGCCGCCCGAGAGUGGGCCCUUGCUGCCCUUACCGAGCAGGUGAAGCGGGGACAAGCUGAAGCCCUGGAGUCCCGACCAGUGCGGCCGAGGGGAUUAGCCUUGAGGAGCGGUUGCAGAUUGCGUAGGACGAGCUUGAGACCGUCGUCACCGAGCGGGCCAACGUGA
Molecule: messenger RNA, 939 nt
Organism: Phragmites australis (common reed)
Lineage: Eukaryota; Viridiplantae; Streptophyta; Magnoliopsida; Poales; Poaceae
Exons: 1
Coding region: 1-939 (312 amino acids)
Source: RefSeq, a predicted model, not a curated record